Molecule: messenger RNA, 1756 nt
Organism: Hippocampus comes (tiger tail seahorse)
Lineage: Eukaryota; Metazoa; Chordata; Actinopteri; Syngnathiformes; Syngnathidae
Gene: ahcy
Product: adenosylhomocysteinase
Exons: 11
Coding region: 121-1422 (433 amino acids)
Biological process (GO): L-methionine cycle
Cellular component (GO): cytosol
Molecular function (GO): adenosylhomocysteinase activity
Source: RefSeq, a predicted model, not a curated record
AAGCGUCCGCGUGCAUAAAAACCACGGCGACAUGAUUGGGUUCCUCCUCUCCGUGCCUUCUCGUCGGCCAGGCUGCUGCCACUUCCUCCAACUGAGCUUGACCAACACAAACUUGCAACCAUGUCUGAGAAACUUCCCUACAAAGUUGCUGACAUCAGCCUGGCCGAGUGGGGGCGCAAGGCCAUCGACAUCGCCGAGAACGAGAUGCCGGGCCUGAUGAAGAUGAGGGAGCUGUACGGCGCCUCCAAGCCUCUGAAGGGCGCCCGCAUCGCCGGAUGUCUGCACAUGACGCUGCAGACGGCCGUGCUCAUCGAGACGCUCGCCGCGCUCGGAGCGGAGGUUCAGUGGUCCAGUUGUAACAUCUUCUCCACUCAGGACCACGCUGCGGCCGCCAUCGCCAAAUCCGGCGUCCCAGUGUACGCAUGGAAGGGCGAGACGGACGAGGAGUACAUGUGGUGCAUCGAGCAGACCAUCUACUUCAAAGACGGACAAGCCCUCAACAUGAUCCUGGACGACGGGGGGGACCUCACCAACCUGGUCCACAGCAAGUACCCCAAGCUGCUCCAAGGCAUCCGCGGCCUGUCCGAGGAGACCACCACGGGCGUCCACAACCUGUACAAGAUGAUGAAGAAGGGAGAGCUCAAGGUGCCUGCCAUCAACGUCAACGACUCCGUCACCAAGAGCAAGUUUGACAACUUGUACGGCUGCCGCGAGAGCCUGAUCGACGGCAUCAAGCGCGCCACCGACGUGAUGAUCGCCGGCAAGGUGGCGGUGGUGGCGGGCUACGGCGACGUGGGCAAAGGCUGCGUGCAGGCGCUGCGCGCGUUCGGCGCCCGCGUCAUCGUCACAGAGAUCGACCCCAUCAACGCCCUGCAGGCUGCCAUGGAGGGCUUUGAGGUGACCACCAUGGACGAAGCCUGCCAGGAAGGAAAUAUCUUCGUCACCACCACUGGCUGCGAGGACAUCAUCCAGGCACAUCACUUUGAGAGCAUGAAGGACGACGCCAUAGUGUGCAACAUCGGACAUUUUGACUGCGAGAUCGACAUGAGCUGGCUCAACGCCAACGCCGCGGAAAAGAUCAACAUCAAGCCGCAGGUUGACCGCUACCGAAUGAAGAGCGGACGCCACAUCAUCGUGCUGGCCGAGGGCAGGCUGGUGAAUUUGGGCUGCGCCAUGGGACACCCCUCCUUUGUCAUGAGCAACUCUUUCACCAAUCAGGUUCUGGCUCAAAUCGAACUGUGGACUAACACUGACAAAUAUCCCGUGGGCGUCUACUUCCUCCCCAAAAAGUUGGACGAGCAGGUGGCGGCAGCCCACUUGGACAAGUUGGGCGUGAAGCUGACCAAGCUGACUGACAAACAGGCCAAGUAUUUGGGCCUCCCUACAGAAGGACCCUUCAAGCCCGACCACUACCGCUACUGAUCCCGGCGGCCGCCGGAGAAAGCGUCCCGCUUGGGCGGCUCUGCUGUCGUUUGCUCUCCCUAAUGGAAUCGGAUGAACCCUUCCCCCCGUAUGGACCGUUAGCAUUUUUAGCUAGCUAAGCACUUGCUGUGGCCUUCUUCCAGUUAGCACUUCGCGCUCACUAAGACCACCGCUGGGUCGGUCCAGUGAGGAUGGAUGACAUGAUUCCUGGCGAGGUUUUAAUCUUUGACUGUAAUUAAUUUAAUUUGACUUGACCCCUCUGCAACUGCGCCGACUCGGUCGCUCGUCAACAUUGCGAUGUUGCUGAUGAUUGUCAACAAUAAACAUGGUGACU